AUGUCGACGACUGUGGACAAGAUCAAGGAGAUCGAGGCCGAGAUGGCCAAGACUCAAAAGAACAAGGCGACGUCGUAUCACUUGGGUCAGCUCAAGGCCAAGCUGGCCAAGCUGAAACGCGAGCUGCUCACCCCCAGCAGCAGCGGCGGUGGCGGCGGUGCCGGUUUCGACGUGGCCAGGACGGGCGUGGCCAGUAUUGGCUUCAUUGGCUUCCCGUCCGUGGGCAAGAGUACUUUGAUGAGCAGAUUGACGGGCCAGCACUCGGAGGCUGCGGCGUACGAGUUCACGACGCUGACGUCGGUGCCCGGCCAGGUCAUGUACAAUGGUGCCCCCUUGCAGAUUAUUGAUCUUCCCGGAAUCAUCGAGGGAGCCAAGGACGGUCGAGGAAGAGGUCGCCAGGUCAUCGCCGUCGCCAAGACGUGCCAUCUGAUUUUCAUUGUGCUCGACGUCAACAAGCCCUUGACGGACAAGCGAGUCAUUGAGGCCGAACUCGAGGGCUUCGGCAUCCGAAUCAACAAGCAGCCGCCCAACAUCACCUUCAGGAAGAAGGACAAGGGUGGCUUGAACAUCACCAGCACCCAGCCCCUGACGCACAUCGACCACGACGAGAUCAAGGCGGUUAUGAGCGAGUACCGCAUCAACUCGGCCGACAUUACCAUUCGAUGCGAUGCCACCAUUGACGAUCUCAUUGAUGUUAUCGAGGCAAAAAGCCGAAGUUACAUUCCGGUCGUCUACUGUCUCAACAAGAUCGACUCCAUCAGCAUUGAGGAGCUGGACCUGCUCUACCGAAUCCCCAACUCAGUCCCCAUCAGCUCAGAGCAUGGGUGGAACAUUGACGAGCUCAUGGAGGCCAUGUGGGAGAAGCUGAGCCUGAAACGAGUGUAUACAAAGCCCAAAGGCAGAGCGCCCGACUACUCAGCCCCCGUUGUACUCAAGGCGACGAGAUGCACUGUGGAAGAUUUCUGUAACGCUAUUCACCGCAGCAUUGUGGAACAAUUCAAGUCAGCCAUUGUUUAUGGCAAGUCGGUGAAGCAUCAGCCGCAGAGGGUUGGUUUGGCACACGAGCUGGAAGAUGAAGAUGUUGUGACCAUUAUCAAGCGAUGA
Molecule: messenger RNA, 1104 nt
Organism: Trichoderma virens Gv29-8
Lineage: Eukaryota; Fungi; Ascomycota; Sordariomycetes; Hypocreales; Hypocreaceae
Exons: 7
Coding region: 1-1104 (367 amino acids)
Biological process (GO): cytoplasmic translation
Cellular component (GO): cytoplasm
Molecular function (GO): GTPase activity; GTP binding
Source: RefSeq, a predicted model, not a curated record